Molecule: messenger RNA, 6806 nt
Organism: Gopherus flavomarginatus (Mexican gopher tortoise)
Lineage: Eukaryota; Metazoa; Chordata; Testudines; Testudinidae
Product: kinesin light chain 1
Exons: 21
Coding region: 94-2640 (848 amino acids)
Biological process (GO): axo-dendritic transport; intrinsic apoptotic signaling pathway
Cellular component (GO): membrane-bounded organelle; cytoplasm; kinesin complex
Molecular function (GO): kinesin binding
Source: RefSeq, a predicted model, not a curated record
GCGCCGCCUGCCGCACCGCAGGGAGAUGUUUCGGGCGGCCUUCUGCUUGCGACAUGGCCGUAAAGCUGCAGGGAAAGGGGAGGGUGAGGCGCGAUGGCAGUGGCGGCGGCAGCAGCGGUUAGAGUGGGCCGGCGCGUGAGGCACGUGUGCUCUGGAACGCGCCGCUGCUUCUCCCGAGCCGGUGGCGGCGCGGGGCUCCUGGCUGCUGAGAGGGGGCGCGAGCCGGAGAGCCGGGCUUCAAGUUUCUGCCCUCCCGCACAUUCUUGCAAUGAUUGGAUUGGUCCUCCUGACAGUCAGUCAAACCUCAGACCAAUAGUAUUUCAUAUUCCUAAAAAUGAAUCGCCACUGGGACGAAGACUUAGGGAAUUUAGACAGGAAACUCAAGUUUGGAACCAACAAUUCUGGGCAAGCCAGAAUGUGUCAUUCAGAAAGGGAAAAGAAGAAUUCAUUUACUCAAGACUGAAGGCUAAAGGUCUGGAAAUGAAAGAUGAAACAGGUCAAAAGGUAACAUUGAGUGCAGAAGAAAUGGCAGAUUUUUACAAGGACUUUUUAAGUAAAAAUUUUAAAAAGCAUAUGUGUUAUAACAGCUGCAGGUGCAUCUGUUUUCUGACCGAAUGCCUGAUUGAAAAAGGGACCCUGGCGGCACCAGUCCCACGCGGCUCAUCUCCAGGAAGACAAGUGGGGUCCCACAUGUGGUGGGAAGCAGAGACUGCCCAGAGCCAGAGAAUGUAUGACAAUAUGUCCACAAUGGUGUAUCUAAAGGAAGAGAAGUUGGAGAAGCUUACUCAAGAUGAAAUAAUUUCUAAAACUAAGCAGGUGAUUCAGGGACUAGAGGCACUGAAGAAUGAACACAAUUCCAUUUUGCAGAGCUUACUUGAGACACUGAAAUGUUUGAAGAAAGAUGAUGAAACUAAUCUGGUGGAAGAAAAAUCAAACAUGAUUCGAAAGUCGCUGGAAAUGUUGGAACUUGGACUUAGUGAAGCACAGGUAAUGAUGGCCUUGUCAAAUCACUUAAAUGCAGUGGAAUCAGAGAAGCAGAAAUUGCGUGCUCAGGUUCGCCGGCUAUGCCAGGAAAAUCAGUGGUUGCGUGAUGAACUAGCCAGUACUCAACAGAAAUUACAGAAGAGUGAACAGUCUGUGGCUCAGCUGGAAGAAGAAAAGAAACACUUGGAAUUCAUGAAUCAAUUAAAAAAAUAUGAUGAUGAUAUUUCUCCGUCAGAAGACAAAGACACAGAUUCUACCAAAGAACCUCUGGAUGACCUUUUCCCCAAUGAUGAAGAUGACCCAGGGCAAGGAAUCCAACAGCAGCAUAGCAGUGCAGCAGCAGCUGCUCAACAAGGUGGCUAUGAAAUUCCAGCAAGAUUAAGGACUCUUCAUAAUCUGGUUAUCCAGUAUGCUUCCCAGGGUAGAUAUGAGGUUGCUGUACCCCUGUGUAAACAAGCACUUGAAGAUCUGGAGAAGACUUCAGGUCAUGAUCAUCCUGAUGUUGCCACUAUGCUAAACAUACUUGCUUUGGUGUACAGGGACCAGAACAAAUACAAAGAUGCAGCAAACCUCUUGAAUGAUGCCUUGGCUAUUCGUGAAAAGACUUUGGGCAAAGAUCAUCCAGCGGUGGCAGCUACUCUAAACAAUCUUGCAGUGCUUUAUGGUAAACGAGGAAAGUACAAGGAGGCAGAACCUUUGUGUAAGAGAGCUUUGGAGAUCAGAGAAAAGGUCCUGGGGAAGGAUCACCCAGAUGUUGCCAAACAGUUAAAUAACCUCGCCUUACUGUGUCAGAAUCAGGGUAAAUAUGAAGAGGUGGAGUACUACUAUCAAAGGGCACUUGAGAUCUACCAAACAAAACUAGGACCGGAUGACCCAAAUGUAGCCAAAACAAAGAAUAAUCUGGCAUCCUGCUAUCUGAAACAGGGAAAAUUUAAGCAAGCAGAAACUUUAUACAAAGAAAUUCUUACUCGUGCACAUGAAAGGGAAUUUGGCUCUGUAGAUGAUGAAAAUAAACCCAUCUGGAUGCAUGCUGAGGAGAGAGAAGAAUGCAAAGGAAAGCAAAAAGAUGGCUCAUCCUUUGGAGAGUAUGGUGGUUGGUACAAAGCUUGCAAAGUUGAUAGUCCAACAGUAACAACUACCUUAAAGAAUCUUGGAGCACUUUACAAACGUCAAGGCAAGUUUGAAGCUGCUGAAACAUUAGAAGAGGCAGCAAUGAGAUCUCGUAAGCAGGGUCUUGACAAUGUUCACAAACAGAGAGUUGCUGAAGUGCUAAAUGACCCCGAGAGCAUAGAAAAAAGGCGAAGCCGAGAAAGCCUCAAUGUAGAUGUGGUAAAGUACGAAAGUGGCCCUGAUGGAGGCGAGGAAGUGAGUAUGAGCGUAGAAUGGAAUGGGGACGGCACUGGAUCUUUAAAACGCAGUGGUUCCUUUAGCAAGCUCCGUGCUUCAAUUAGACGCAGCAGCGAGAAGCUGGUUAGAAAGCUGAAGGGAGGAAGUUCACGAGACAGUGAUCCAAAGAAUCCUGGCAUGAAGCGUGCCAGUUCUCUGAAUGUUCUUAACAUGGGUGGCAAGGCUACUGAAGAUCACUUUCAAGAACGAAAUAAUUGUCUGACAGACUCAAGGGCUCUGAGUGCCAGUCACACUGAUUUGGCACAUUGAAGUUCUUGGACAGAAACUAGCUAAAAUUCCUUUGUGAAUAAAGAAGCACUGAGACUCUCAAAGCUUUGGUUCCUUAUGACUCUCUAUAGGAACAUCUAAUUUGUAGACUCUUUUGCAAUGGACGGCUGUUUUUACUUUUCUAAAAUAGUAGUGACAUUUUUAAACAUAGUAUUAGUGGAUAUUUUCUUCUGAAGAGAAACUUUAUAGAUAUAUAUUGCUCAUUGCACUGCUGUCAUUCAUGCUACUUAUGUUGAUUUCUGUUAACAGAUCUGAAUAUCACAGCAGCUGAAAACUGAAAAAGUAGAAAUAUAUAUAAAACAUACCAAAAUGCAAAGGACUAUAAAGGUUCUGUAUAUUGAUAUUUGAAAACAGAUUAAAUAUGUAACAGAAAAUAUAUACAGUGCUUGAAUGAGAGACAAGUAUCAGUUAUGUGCAUUACUGUAUAAAUUCAGAAUGGGGUAUACUAUGCUGGUGCGACUUUACCUUACAUGACUAGAAGAACAAUUUCAGAUAUCUUGGCUGAAAAGUAGAGCUUAAAUAUUGGAUUCCUUAACCAGUAGAUCUAAAUAAUAAAUUUUGUAAUGGAAACACUUAGACUACCUUAACUAUAGGUGGCAUGCAUAGCAAUACCUGUAACUAUGAAAUUUCAUACCUUAUUUAUUGAUGUAGGUCUUAAGGCCCAGUAAUCAGUGGUGAUUAUACAGUUCAUUUUGAUCGGGGGGAAAUAGCAAAGAUUUUGGCUUGUAUUUUGUACAGUAGAUGCAUAUCGAAGCUGUGGGGUGCAACUGUCCAAGAGCAGUAGAAUAUUGUGCCUCAGGUUGCUGACCCUUUUCCUGCCUUUCCACUGGAAUUCUUAUCCCUUAGUUCUCUUUAGGCUAAAACUACUCCAUUGUUCCUUCAGGCUUGUUCCAACUCUUGCCUCUCUCCAUAUUAGUUGAUGGCAACAGGAGCAAAUGAAGCAGGUUAUUGCAUGCUAGGCUGUUAUCCUGUGGAAUAGCUGCUGUGCAGAGGACCUACUUGUGAAACUCUCGACUGAAGUUUAAUACAUUUAGGGCCCCAUCAGAAGCACUAGAUGCCCUUAUUUGGCAGAUAGGUCACAUUUUUGAUCAGCCAUCCUUUUUUAAUCUAUAUACAAUUAAUAGAUAUGCUGUCUGUAUUCAGGCCUGCUGCUGGGACUAAGUAUGUAAUGUUUAAGUAUCUUGUGAACACUAACAUUUUCAUUUUUUUUUUUCUGUAAAAUAUGUGAUUUUUAAAACACCACACACAGAAUUUUGUAGACAGGUGAAAACUGUUAUUUACAUGCAAGUGGAAGGAGAAAGUAAAAAUGUGCAUGUGUUUGUGAAUAUAGGGAAGUAAUUGAAAUAUACAGAACAAAAAGAUAACUUUGGGACAAGAUGGAAUACUAAUCCAAGAUGAGACUAACACACAUUGAGGUAAAAUAGAGGAAGGAAAAAAAAAGUUUUGAUAUUUGAUCAGGCUGUGAAGAACUCACUAGACCUAAUACUGUUAUAACUCCUUGACCAACUGGCACCUGGUUUUAAAGCUUAUUUUAAUGACUGAUGCAACCAGUUAUAUGUGUAAUGCACGUAUGUUUACUAUGAGGUACUUCAUUAGCAUCUCUAUAAAGAAGAAAAUUGUAUAUAUGGUGUACUUGCCAUAAAAACAGUCCAGAAAUUGAGACAAGAUGCUGCUAAUGUGUAGUGGUUUUAAUCCAGACUAGUGCAAUUCAGUGAUGAACUUGAGAAUGAAUUGUUGCUCAGUUAUUUUAUAGAUGUAGUCAUAAUGUGGACUCAAAUUUGAAUUUUUUUUAGAGCUUUUACAUUAUUUUAGUAAAACAUCACAUAUACGUUUGUUGGUGAAUUCAUAGUUCUCCGCACAAAGCUUGACGUAAACUAGCUUUGCCCAUGGAAAUAAACAGCAGUUGCUGGGAGUGGAGUAAGAAGAUGGUACCCAUUGCUAACUGGUGGGCAGGCCACGGGCUACCGCAACUGCUUUGUGUCAGCUGUCCCUUUUGCAAUAACUAUGAAGGAUUUCUAGUGUAGAGGCCUGCCCUACCAGUCAGCCUUUGCUAGUAUGGGAGGAGCUAUCACAGUAAUAGUGGCCCAGAGGACGUUUUACAGGCCCUUUACAUCCAAAAUGACUUUCGCCAAUGUGAAAAGCACCUAUAAAGGUCUGACUUUGUAGAAAAGUACGUAUUCUGACCCAAAGGUGACUUUGAGAUUAGAUAUUUGGUGCAAUCUAAGAACUUGUUUCUAAGCCUUUAAUUCAGAUUUGAAAGAUGAUGUUUUUGCAGCCUCUCAGAACUGGAACUUGUUGUGUAAAUAGAAAUCUGUUUAAAUAUUUAGAACAUAAUUCAGACCUGCUUAACUAUAAAUUUCAUUACAUGGUCUUAAAUUCAAGACUAGAGUAUGUCAGACUCUGGAAUCUCAUUAUUUUAGGUUUUUAAAUAGCUCAAUAAAAUAUUGUAGGUGGUACUCUUAGUACUGUGCUUACAGAUGUGACUUACAUGCCUUAUAUAUUAUUUAGAGGAAUUCUGUCAAGGAAUGAUAAGGUUAAAACGUUGACCUACUUCUCUGUCGCACACCAUCUUCCCAAACAAAACCACUCUUUUACCAAGUUGCAAAAUCUGUAUAAUUUUUCUGUGGAUUUUAGCAUCAAUCUUCCUUUUGUUUAAAUGAUUCAAAAAAUUACUUUGCUAGUGUAUGCAUCUAUUUGUUUUUAUGUGGACUUUUGAGUUUACUUUUAUACAAUAGUUAAUGUGACACUUCCAUUUCAAUUUUUUGGCUAGACUCUGUCAGUUGCGCACCAGUUGCUAGCAGUACUCUCCCUAUUUGUUCUUGAUCGAAGAUCUAAUUAAAUAUCAUGGUAAAAUUUAGCAGUGAUUUAUAAGCUCCCUUAGUAGAUGGGUGACUGAACUAGCAGUUUACUGUUUGUAAACAGUGUCUCCAGUGGUAGCAAGGUAUUUAAAACAAACUAUGGAUGAACUAAUUUAAACAUUUUCAUGGUUUUGUAUUUUUUUUCAAUGAUGAGUGGUAGUAAUUCAAAAAGGUUUAAGCUUGAAGUAUCUGUGGUUAAUCUGUACAGUUAAAGGAUUGCAUUGACUUAGAAAACAAAAGAGAAAACCAAGUAUGGUUAUGUUGUGUGUGUACCGUUAAAAUGGGGUGUGCAUACAGUGCUUCGUCUAAUGUAUGUUUACAGUAUUUGAUAUGUUCAAGUGUACAAUUUAGUUUUUGUCAACCAGGUCACUUACUUUGUCUGAAAGCUGCUAAGUGUGUAUAUUGCAUUUUAGUAAUCAAAGUGUCUGCCUCUAUCAAAAGAAUAAAUAUUGGAAGGAAAGCAUGAACGUGUAAAGUUUAGUUUUAUAGUAUAGACUUUGUAUUUUAAUGUAUUUUUGUAAAUGCAUUGGUAUAAAUAUUCUCUCUUUAAAAAGUAAAUGGUUAAUUUGUGAGGGGAAGUUGUGAAAGUUUACAUUUGUUUCAAAUAAUUUAUAGUCUCACUACUUUGGGUGGAAGAGGUGACGAGUGUGUUUGUUUUGUUUUUUUAAAAAAAGUAGAGCCAAAUGAAAAGUUACCCACACAUUCAUCACCCUGAGUUCAGUAGCCCUAAAAUAUACAUUCUUGGUGAGAAAAUGAAGGUUUGUGAUAGAGUGGCAAAACUCUUUAUAUCCAUGUAAUACAAUUGUUAUGGCUGCUUUGAAAUAAGAAUAAUUUAAAAGAUAUCAUCUAAAAUUCAGUGGUUAACACUCCACUUGCGUUUUAAAGCACUGAAGAUGCCUAGGACUGUAAAAGUAUGGCAGAUUAGUUAUACAUUGACAAAAACCAAAGUAGACUAAAAACUAUAUACAAUUUGAUAUAAAAAGAAUACUAAACAUUGGUAAAUAAUGAGGAAUCUUCAGCAUCUCGAUGUAUUCAUCAGACACUGUCUCCAACUUGAAACUCUAUGAAGUUUUUUAAAGUUAUAAAAUAUUUUCCUAUGUAACUUGGAGGCUGGUGUAACAAAAUUAACAAAUUAAGAAUGCACAGCUCAGGUUCUAGAAAAUCACUAAGGGUAUUUUGGUUCUGUUGGGAUGAGAAGGAAAAUGGAGGUCAGGAGCAUCUUUUAAAGUAAAGCCCUGCGCAUCUGGUCCAUAUAUUUAAGCAGAUUUGCAGGGCUCUGUCUUUAAGGGC